Messenger RNA from Halichondria panicea, 1243 nucleotides. Its product is annotated as quinone oxidoreductase-like. Gene Ontology annotation, cellular component: cytosol. Lineage: Eukaryota; Metazoa; Porifera; Demospongiae; Suberitida; Halichondriidae. Gene Ontology annotation, molecular function: mRNA 3'-UTR binding; zinc ion binding; NADPH binding. The transcript has 2 exons. Bases 61 to 1122 code for a protein of 353 amino acids. The record is from RefSeq and is a predicted model, not a curated record.
GCCCCCCUCCUGAUAGUAUCUUCUGACCUUGGGGCAAUCAGGACAUCUACAUCACCUCACAUGUGUACAGUACAAGAGUACACGUACUUAAUCUUUCCUAUGUCUAAAGUGCUGGACAGGCUCAACACAUUUUAUCACUCUCUCAAGAAUAUGAAAGCGAUUCGAGUACACAAGUUUGGAGGGCCCGAGGUCCUAAAAUACGAGACCGAUGUUUCCAUUCCGAAAUUCGGUUCCAGUGAUAUCCUCGUCAACGUCAAGGCUGUUGGAAUCAAUCCCGUUGAGACAUACAUCCGAGCCGGUACGUAUGCACGGAAACCACAACUCCCAUUUACCCCCGGCAACGACUGUGCCGGAAUCGUCGAAGAAGUCGGCUCAAACGUCACCGAUUUCAAGAAAGGAGAUCGUGUGUACACAACCCAAACCCUAACAGGAGCGUAUGCUGAAUUCACUAUUUCUCCAUCGAAUAAAGUUCAUAUUCUGCACAGUGGUCUCUCUUUUGCCCAAGGAGCCGCUCUCUCUACUCCAUACCUCACUGCGUACAGGGCCCUGUUUAUACGAGGGGCUGGUAAACCAGGUGAGACGGUGCUCGUACAUGGAGCUAGUGGUGGGGUGGGCGUGGCUGCUGUACAGUUUGCACGGUCAUGUGGAAUGCUAGUACUGGGCACAGCUGGGACCCCUGAGGGCAUCGAGAUUGUCAAGAAAGCCGGUGCACACUUUGCCUUCAAUCAUCGCAGUACGGACUAUCUGGAAGACAUCAAGAAAGCAAUUAAAGAGAAGGCAAUCGAUGUAAUUGUCGAAAAUGCCUCGCAUAUUAAUCUGGGAAAAGAUCUCACCCUGCUCGCUAAAGGUGGACGUGUUGCAGUGGUCGGCAGUCGAGGACAAGUGGAGAUUAAUCCGAGGGACACAAUGGCCAGAGAAGCAUCCAUUUCCGGAGUGAUGUUAUCUAAUUCAUCAGAGAAAGAAUUCAAAGAAAGUUAUGCGGCCAUUUGGGGAGGAAAGGAGGCCGGUUGGUUGAGGCCUAUAAUUGGGAAGGAGUUUACACUAGAGAAUGCUUGCCAAGCUCACGCAGAUAUUAUAUCCGGGGGAGGGGCCCUCGGAAAGACUGUUCUGACUGUGUCUUAGUUAGAUGGUAGAACGUGUACUGUACCUGUGUAAUCAUGGAAGUGUAUGUAUACAUGGCAUGGUCAUAUUUUUGCUUUGACCGUUAUUAUCAAGAUCAAUUGUUUUGCUAAUGGCGCCAUAA